Molecule: messenger RNA, 849 nt
Organism: Acytostelium subglobosum LB1
Lineage: Eukaryota; Evosea; Eumycetozoa; Acytosteliales; Acytosteliaceae
Exons: 2
Coding region: 1-849 (282 amino acids)
Cellular component (GO): nucleus; cytoplasm
Source: RefSeq, a predicted model, not a curated record
AUGGAAACGGAAACCAUCGUCGAAUAUCUCGCGCCACAGGCCAACCAGUCCUCGCUCGUGCCAUCCAAGCGUCGUCUGAGAAUCCUGUGUCUUCAUGGAUACAAACAGAAUGCAACUGUGUUCAAGAGCAAGACUGCCGUGCUCAGGAAGUCAUUGGAUGACAUUGCAGACUUUAUCUACAUUGAUGCGCCACAUAUUGUUGACGAGGCCAAAGGAUCGGCAUCAUGGUGGAGAGCAACAGGUGAUGGAAAGGAGUACAGAGGCUGGGAGACAACACUGGACUACAUUAGGAAUAUCUUUAUCAAGAAGGGACCAUUCGAUGGAAUACUUGGAUUCUCUCAGGGCGCAGUCCUCGGCAGUCUGCUGUGCUCAAUCUCCUCAUUGAACUCUGACACAAGCAUCGAGCGUGGCGAUGGCUACAAAGACAUAUCUUUCAACUUUGCUCUGUUGUUCAGUGGCUUCCAGAGCAGGGCCACCGUUCAUCAAUCACUGUAUCCAUGCUCGUCGCAUACAGAUGGUGCAGAGUCGGCUGCAGCCAGCAACAACAACAACAACAACAAUGAUAACAACAACAACAACAACAACAGCAAUGGUAAUAGAGGCGCAUCGUCCUCCUCACCGGAAGUGAACAAUCACUACCCUUUCGACAAGAUCACCACACCCUCGCUGCACGUCUGGGGCAAGUCCGACGAGCUGGUCGCAGCGUCCAAUUGCGAGUCACUCUCACAUCAAUUCUCUGAGCCCGAGUGCUACGUACAUGAGCACGGUCACCUAAUGCCAACAUCCAAGCUGGACGUUGCACACUACAAGACAUUCCUCCUGAAGUUUUUCGACUACUAUGAGGCCUAG